Molecule: messenger RNA, 1067 nt
Organism: Tetranychus urticae (two-spotted spider mite)
Lineage: Eukaryota; Metazoa; Arthropoda; Arachnida; Trombidiformes; Tetranychidae
Gene: Dpck
Product: Dephospho-CoA kinase
Biological process (GO): coenzyme A biosynthetic process
Molecular function (GO): ATP binding; dephospho-CoA kinase activity
Source: RefSeq, a predicted model, not a curated record
GCCAAUGAAACCAGUUUUGAAAUUAAGUAAACUAAAUCUGUGUUUAUCUGUGAAAUAAUUUGUUAAAAUCUUUCUAUUUUGCGUUAUUUAUUUAUUUGGUGGAACUUCAGUUUUCAAUGUUACUAAUUGGCUUAACUGGUGGGAUCGCCUCAGGUAAAUCAACAGUGUCUCGUUAUUUGGUCGAGAAAGGUGUAAAGGUUAUUGAUGCCGAUUUGAUUGCUCAUCAAGUUACUGAGCCAGGAACUCCAGCCUGGAAAAAAAUCAAAGAUGAAUUUGGAUCCUCUAUUUUAACCGAAGAGGGAGCAAUCAAUCGUGAUGAAUUGGGCAAAAUUAUUUUCCAAGACCAAGAAAAACGCAAAUUGUUGAACAGGAUCACUCACCCUUACAUUCAACGAGAAAUUUUCAUGCAAAUUCUCACAGCCUUCAUUCAUUUCGAGCAUUAUGUGGUUCUUGAUCUACCCCUUCUUUUUGAGGUGUCUAAAUUCACUAACCUCUUCCACAAAAUUAUUGUCGUUAAUGUAAAUGAACAACAGCAAAUCGAACGUCUUAACAAGCGAAACAAUUACAGUGCAGAAGAAGCUCAACUUAGGAUUUCUAGCCAAAUGCCAUUGAGUGAAAAGUGUCGAUUAGCCGAUUACGUUAUUGAUAAUGAUGAAACCAUAGAGAAGACGAAAGAGCAAGUUGAUUCCAUUUUAAAUGAACUGAACACUUCAAAAGCUUAUUUGAAAUACCGUUUUCUCCUUCUGUUCCUGUUAUUCAAUUUAUUACUCUUCAUCUACGUAUUCAUCAAUCGUUUAUCCAGAUUUGUUAAAUCAUUCCAAUAAGGUUUUAAUGUCCAUUUCCUAAAUUAUAAUUUUGCCAUUAUGGCAAAAUUCCAUUAAAUAGUAGAAUUUUUUUAUCAUGAAAAAAUAUUUUAAUUUGUUAUAUUUCUCAUAAAAAUUACAUAUUUACAAAUAAUUUAACGAAACUUGUAUCUUUACAAAAGCCUCACAGUUGUCAGUAUUAUGCCUCUGAAUCAACCAGCUGUUUUAACAAGAAUAACGCAUUUAAAGAUCUUUCGAUACAGU